AUGGCAAAAAAGUACCAUUCUGAAGUUUUGUACAAUCCGGAGGAUGAUCUUCACUAUGCUACCCUGACGGUUCGAGAUACUUUACUUUUUGCUCUCAAAUCUCGCACUCCAGACAAACCCUCACGCAUUCCGGGUGAGAGUCGCGACGAAUAUCAAAAAACCUUUCUUACUGCAAUUUCUAAAUUGUUCUGGAUCGAACAUGCCAUGGGAACAAAAGUUGGCAACGAGCAUAUUCGAGGCAUUUCAGGCGGGGGUCUAGAUUCUAGUACUGCGCUUGAGUAUGUCCAGAGUCUACGCAGUUUAGCAGACACUGCCCAUGUUUCGACACUAGUGGCUCUUUACCAGGCAUCCGAAAGCCUAUUUAAUCUCUUUGACAAGGUCAUACUCAUCGAAGACGGAAAAUGCGCAUUCUUUGGUCGAACAGAGGACGCAAAGGAAUAUUUCGAAAGACUGGGUUUCGAAAGCCCACCUCGAUGGACAACGCCGGACUUUUUGACAUCUGUUAGUGACAAGAACGCAAGACGUAUUAGAUCUGGGUGUGAAAGCCGAGUUCCUCGCACUGCAGAAGAGUUUCAGGCCACAUACCGAAGGAGCGAUGCAUAUAAGGCCACAUUUGCAGAUAUUGAAGAUUUCGAGAAUGAACUCAAAUCUCAAGAGCACGAAAGGGAACUCGCCAGAAGAAACAUGACAACGAAGAACUUCACGAUACCAUUUUGGAAACAGGUUUCUAUUUUUACUCAUCGUCAGUUGCUCGUCAUCCUUGGUGAUCAAGCAGCCCUAGCGGGGAAAUGGGGCGUAAUAAUCUUUCAAGCUUUAAUUGUGGGAAGUCUGUUCUAUGAUCUCCCAGAUACAAGCUCCGGCAUUUUCACUCGAGGAGAUGUCAUGUUUUUCAUCCUGUUAUUCAACGCUCUACUCGCCCUUGCGGAGUUGACAGCUGCUUUUGAAAGUCGACCAAUUCUGAUGAAGCACAAGAGCUUUUCUUUCUAUCGCCCAGCGGCAUAUGCUCUCGGUCAGGUAGUUGUGGAUGUACCAUUAGUGUUGAUUCAAGUUGUCUUAUUCAACGAGGUAGUAUACUUCAUGGCAAAUCUUGCACGAGCUCCAUCUCAAUUCUUUAUCAACUUUCUUUUUACUUUCGUACUAACUAUGACAAUGUAUUCAUUCUUUCGUGCCGCAGGGGCACUUUGUGCAUCCUUGGAUAUUGCCACCCGUAUUACUGGUGUCUCUAUUCAAGCAUUAAUCGUAUAUACCGGCUAUCUGAUUCCGCCCUGGAAGAUGCACCCGUGGCUAAAAUGGCUCAUUUGGAUCAACCCGGUUCAGUAUACCUUCGAGGCCUUAAUGGCCAAUGAGUUUCAUGAUCUUUCAAUUAAAUGCGAGCCUCCUUACCUUGUUCCCGCAGGACCAAAUGCAAAGUCCGGCCAUCAAACCUGCGCCCUUCAAGGAAGCGCACCUAACCAAGUGAUUGUUCAAGGGUCUGACUACAUAAAAACUGCAUAUACAUACUCUCGAGCACAUUUGUGGCGAAACUUGGGAAUUCUUGUCGCUUGGUUUAUAUUCUUCGUCUUAUUGACAAUGAUCGGUAUGGAAAUCCAGAAGUCCGACAAGGGAGGCAGCUCAGUCACAGUCUUCAAACGAGGAGAAGUCUCAAAGUCAGUUGAAAAUGCUAUCGAGCUUAUCGGCCCUCCAAUAGAUGAAGAAUCUGUGGAGAAAGAAGUACCAUCUCCAGACUCAACAGACGAGGGCUCGGGUAGAGACGUUCAGAAAGUCGCCAAAAGCGCGUCGGUACUUACGUGGCAGAAUGUGAAUUAUACUAUACCUUACAAAAAUGGACGGAGGACUCUCUUACAGAAUACUGCACUCCCGAAUGCACUGGCUCAGCGAAUUAAUUAUGGGAUCAUUACCGGGGUCUUUCUGGUGGACGGAAACCAUCUGCCAAAGAGCUUCCAACGUGCGACGGGUUUCGCCGAGCAAGUGGACAUUCAUGAGCCCACAGCGACAGAGAAGUAUGAUUAUUGUGAGAAGGUGAUGGAUCUUUUGGAAAUGAGAUCCAUUGCUGGUGCUACAAUUGGCUACAUGAGCUCAGGACUAAAUCAAGAGCAACGCAAGCGACUAACCAUUGCAGUGGAACUGGCCAGUAAGCCCGAGCUGCUACUUUUUCUGGAUGAGCCAACUUCAGGACUCGACUCUUUAGCAGCAUUCAAUAUCAUUGGAUUCCUGCGAAAGCUUGCAGAUGCAGAACAGGCCAUUCUCUGCACGAUUCAUCAACCGUCAGCUGUUCUAUUUGAACAAUUUGACGAACUAAUUCUCCUACAGUCUGGUGGGCGGGUAGUUUACAAUGGUCCUCUAGGGUCCGACUCACGUACCCUAAUAAAGUACUUCGAAACAAAAGGGGGGAUGAAAUGCUCACUGCACGCAAAUCCAGCGGAGUACAUGCUCGAGGUUAUUGGAGCCGGAAAUCCAGAUUAUAAAGGCCAGGACUGGGGUGAUGUAUGGGAACAUUCACAGGAGUCGAAAAAUAUUUCCAAUCAGCUGAGGGAUAUUAUUGGCUCUCGCCGCAAAAGGCAGCUUGAAGCGAUUAACGAAGAUCGUGAAUAUGCCAUGCCUCUCCAUGUCCAGAUAACGACUGUGACCAAGCGAAGAUUCAUAGCUUAUUGGAGGAAUCCCGAAUAUAUCAAAGGGAAGUUCAUGCUGCACAUAAUCACUGGGCUUUCCAAUGCUUUUACGUUUUGGCAUCUGGGCAACAGCUCAAUUGAUAUGCAAUCGAGGCUCCUUUCAAUCUUUAUGACCUUGACAAUUUCACCUCCACUCAUCCAGCAAUUGCAGCCACAAUAUCUACAUAGUCGGAGGCUUUAUCAGUCUCGCGAGUCCAACUCCAAGAUUUAUUCGUGGACUGCAUUUGUUGUAAGCAGUAUUCUGCCGGAACUUCCGUAUUCCAUCGUCUCGGGAUCUAUUUACUUCAACUGUUGGUACUGGGGAAUCGGUUUCCCUCGAGACUCGUUUACCUCUGGCUACGCUUGGAUGAUGUUAAUGUUGUUUGAAUGCUUCUACGUUGGCUUUGGGCAAUUUAUUGCAGCAUUUUCACCAAAUGAGCCGUUCGCAUCGCUGCUGGUUCCAGCUUUCUUUACAUUUACAACUUCGUUCUGUGGUGUUGUUGUGCCAUAUAUUGCCCUUCCUCAUUUCUGGCAAUCGUGGAUGUACUGGCUUACACCUUUCCACUAUUUCCUUGAAGGCCUCCUAGAUGUGGUAACCCACAACAUCCCUAUUCGAUGUGUUGAAAGGGAGGAGGCACAUUUCAGUCCCCCUUCUGGCUUGACUUGCGAAGAAUAUGCGAAGACUUAUAUCGAAGCAUCUGGGGGUUAUGUUCGUGAGGCAGGGGGUGGAAUGUGUGCCUUUUGCCAAUUCUCGACUGGAGAUGAGUUUGCUGCCAGUUUGAACGUCUUCUACACCCACAAAUGGCGGGAUUAUGGAGUCUUCUGCGCCUACGUCGUCUUCAAUUUUAUCGUUGUGUUCGCAUUCUCUUGGUUGUAUUUCCAUGGGGUUCGGAAUAUGAAACGGUGGUUCAGUGUGCGCAAGGCAAAACAUAUUGCACAUGCAUCAGUCUAG
Messenger RNA from Penicillium angulare, 3600 nucleotides. RefSeq lists its product as uncharacterized. Gene Ontology annotation, biological process: transmembrane transport. NCBI's taxonomy places the organism in Eukaryota, Fungi, Ascomycota, Eurotiomycetes, Eurotiales, Aspergillaceae. The record is from RefSeq and is a predicted model, not a curated record. The transcript is spliced from 16 exons. Gene Ontology annotation, cellular component: membrane. Bases 1 to 3600 code for a protein of 1199 amino acids. Gene Ontology annotation, molecular function: ATP binding; ABC-type transporter activity.